CGCAGUCAGAAGACGUCACGAAAGUGCUCCGCAAACCAAACCAAUCACUGAGCAAGGCUACUGUGUACCAGACGUCAACGGUAUGUAGACAUGUCGAAUGAUAAACUUUCCCACUGGAAGGAUCUCUUAAGAAAAAGGCUAGCCAAUUCAAAGAAAGAUGAAAGGACUGAGGAGGAGAAAAAGGCAGAAGAAACAGAGCUGUUUUCUAAGUACUACACCGAAUGGAAAGGAGGAGGGGAACGAAGCAGUUCUUAUAAGACUAUACCGCGCUUUUACUACAGGCUUCCUGCUGAAGAUGAAGUACUGUUGCAAAAAUUAAGAGAGGAGUCCAGAGCAGUCUUUCUACAGAGGAAGAGUCGGGAACUGCUGGAUAAUGAAGAGUUACAGAACCUAUGGUUUCUAUUGGACAAACACCAGGUGCCACCAGCAACAGGAGAUGAGGCUAUGAUCACCUAUGAGAGCUUUCUUAAAGUUGGAGAGCAGGCCGGAGUCAAGUGCAAACAAUUCUUCACUGCUAGAGUGUAUGCUAAACUCCUUCAUAAUGAUCCAUAUGGAAGGAUAUCAAUUAUGCAGUUUUUUAACUACGUCAUGAGAAAAGUUUGGUUGCAUCAGACAAGGAUUGGGUUAAGCCUGUAUGACGUGGCUGGGCAGGGCUACUUGCGAGAGUCUGACCUGGAGAACUACAUCCUGGAGUUGAUCCCCACUCUGCCCCAACUGGAUGGUCUGGAGAAGUCCUUCUACUCCUUUUAUGUCUGCACGGCUGUCCGAAAGUUCUUUUUCUUUCUCGACCCACUGCGCACUGGUAAAAUAAAGAUACAGGAUAUCCUGGCUUGUAGCUUCCUGGAUGACCUUCUCGAGCUGAGGGAUGAGGAGUUGUCCAAGGAAAGUCAGGAGGCUAACUGGUUUUCUGCACCAUCUGCCCUCAGAGUAUAUGGUCAGUAUCUGAACCUCGAUAAAGACCACAAUGGCAUGCUGAGCAAAGAAGAACUCUCUCGCUAUGGAACAGGUACACUAACGAGUGUCUUCCUUGACCGCGUGUAUCAAGAAUGCCUGACCUACGAUGGGGAGAUGGACUAUAAAACGUACCUGGACUUUGUAUUGGCUCUGGAGAACCGGAAAGAACCUGCAGCACUGCAGUACAUUUUUAAGUUGCUGGACAUGGACAACAAAGGCUACCUCAAUGUGUUUGCGCUCAACUACUUUUUCAGAGCUAUUCAAGAACAGAUGAAAAUACAUGGACAAGAGCCGGUGACCUUCCAGGAUGUCAAGGAUGAGAUAUUUGACAUGGUGAAACCCAAGGAUCCAUACAAGAUUACACUUCAGGACCUGGUAAACAGUGGGCAGGGUGAUACUGUAACUAGCAUUCUCAUCGACCUCAACGGAUUUUGGACUUAUGAGAACAGGGAGGUUUUGGUGGCCAACGAUGGAGAAAGUAACAACGUGGAUAUUGAUGACACUUGACCCCUAAGCAUUCAAACAAGACAAAUAAAAUGGACAUUGUCUAAUUUCUAAUAUA
Alosa sapidissima (American shad) is the source of this 1516-nucleotide messenger RNA. It is a transcript of the gene ppp2r3c, whose product is annotated as protein phosphatase 2, regulatory subunit B'', gamma. The transcript has 13 exons. NCBI's taxonomy places the organism in Eukaryota, Metazoa, Chordata, Actinopteri, Clupeiformes, Clupeidae. Gene Ontology annotation, molecular function: calcium ion binding. Gene Ontology annotation, cellular component: centrosome; spindle. Bases 91 to 1461 code for a protein of 456 amino acids. Gene Ontology annotation, biological process: microtubule cytoskeleton organization; regulation of dephosphorylation; B cell homeostasis. The record is from RefSeq and is a predicted model, not a curated record.